CGGGGCUCGCGCGGUCCCGAGCCCGGGCGGGCGACGCUGGUGGCGGAGCCGCGGCCCAUGGAGCCCCCCGGCCCGGCCCCCGGCCGCCUCGGGCCGCUGCUCUGCCUGCUGCUCGCCUCGUCCUGCGCCUGGUCAGGAGCAGCCGCACAGGAGGAGCUGCAGGUGAUUCAGCCUGACAAGUCAGUGUCUGUCGCUGCUGGAGAGACGGCCACUCUGCGCUGCACUGUGACCUCCCUGCUCCCUGUGGGGACCAUCCAGUGGUUCAGGGGGGAAGGACCAGGCCGGGAAUUGAUCUUCCGUCAGAAAGGAGGCCACUUCUCCCGCGUCACACUACUUUCAGAUGGCACACAGAGGGACAACAUGGACUUCUCCAUUCUCAUCAGUAAUGUCACCCCAGCAGACGCUGGCACCUACUACUGCGUGAAGUUCCGGAAAGCCGGUGGCUCUGAAGACACGGAGUUUAAGUCUGGACCAGGCACUGAGCUGUCUGUGCGUGCCAGACCCUCUCCUCCUAUGGUAUCAGGCCGGGCCAGGGCUGCACCUGGGCAGACAGUGAGCUUCACCUGCAAGUCCCACGGCUUCUCCCCCCGGAACAUCACCCUGAAGUGGUUCAAAAAUGGGAACGUGCUCUCCAACUUCCAGACCAAUGUGGAUCCCACAGGAGAGAGCGUCUCCUACCGCAUCUCCAGCACAGCCCAGGUGGCACUGGACCCUGGAGACGUCCGCUCUCAGGUCAUCUGUGAGGUGGCCCACGUCACUUUACAGGGGGCUCCUCUUCGUGGGACUGCCAACUUGUCUGACACCAUCCGAGUUCCACCCACCUUGGAGGUCACCCAACAGCCCAGGAUGACAGGCAACCAGGUGAACCUCACCUGCCAGGUGAAGAAGUUCUACCCCCAGAUCCUGCAGCUCACCUGGUUAGAGAACGGAAACGUGUCCCGGACAGAAACGGCCUCAACCCUCACAGAGAACAAGGAUGGGACUUACAACCAGACCAGCUGGCUCCUGGUCAACUCAUCUGCCCAUAGGGAGAGCGUGGUGUUCACCUGCCAGGUGGAGCAUGACGGGCAGCCGGCGGCCACUGGAAACCUUACUCUGGAGGUCGCUGCUGAGCAAAAGGAGCAGGGCACCGAUAGCACCCCUGGUGAGAAGAACAGCUGGAAUAACAGUGUCUUCAUUGUGGUGGGUGUGUGUGCCCUACUGGUGGUCCUGUUGAUGGCAGUCCUCUACCUCCUCAGAAUCAGACAGAAGAAAGCCAAGGGGUCCACUUCUUCCACAAGGUUGCAUGAGCCAGAGAAGAAUGCCAGAGAAAUAACCCAGGUACAGUCUUUGAUCCAGGACACAAAUGACAUCAAUGAUAUCACAUAUGCAGACCUGAAUCUGCCCAAGGAGAAGAAGUCUGUCCCCCGGGCUGCUGAGCCCAACAACCACACUGAGUAUGCCAGCAUUCAGACUGGCCCGCCACCUAAGCCAGAGGAUACCCUCACCUAUGCCGACCUGGACAUGGUCCACCUCAACCGGGUCCCCAAGCAGCCAGCCCCCAAGCCUGAACCAUCCUUUUCAGAGUAUGCCAGUGUCCAAGUCCAGAGGAAGUGAAUGGGAUUGCGUCGGUUCUAGGGCCUGUCCCCACAAGUUGUCUUGUUCCACAUGGAGUGGCCGUGAUGAGGACAGCCAGCCCAAUUUCUGGAGGGCUGGGUGUGCAGGUCCUGGGACCAGGAGUGAGGGUGGCUCUUGUCUGCCAACCCCCUCCCCUUGGCUGUCCAGCAUUUCCAGGCCAGCCCCGGCCCCUGCCAUUCCACCUUGCUCCACAUCUGGAGGCUGGAGUUGCCAAACCAGCUGGGGAACUGGUCAGAGCCUCCUGGAGUCUAUGAACUGUUGUGCCUCUGACCAUCAUGCACAGGUCUGGGUCAUGGUCUUGGAGACCCUGGGCCACAUCCUUGAUGUUCCAGAACCUGAUCUUCCAGGGUGAAGAGGAAAUUCCACCUCCUGCUACCACCUCCACCCAACUAGGGCUUUGGGGAAAUGUCCCUUUUAGAUCAAACUGCCCCAUCCAUGGAGAAGCUGGAAAAAACUGAGAACUGCGUCCCAAGACUGGGUGAGGUUGCUGUCAACAUCCCUGAUGUCCCCACUCCCUGAACUGACAAGCCACAAGCCCUAGGGGAGGAGGGGACCCUCUUCCUUGGGCCAGCCAAGACUCCUAGGACACCAUCAGUCCUACUGGGCCACCCCCCACCUCUCCUUUCUAGACCCAAGCUUGCUUCCUCCAGCUAGCACUAACUCAGCAGCACCCAUGGACGCCUGUAAAUUAUUGAGAAAUGUGAACUGUGCAAUCUUGAAGCCGAGGUGUUAGAAAACUUGAUCUGUGGUGUUUUGUUUUGAUUUGUUUUUUUCUUAAAACAACAGCAACGUUCUCUUG
Messenger RNA from Castor canadensis (American beaver), 2416 nucleotides. The record is from RefSeq and is a predicted model, not a curated record. Lineage: Eukaryota; Metazoa; Chordata; Mammalia; Rodentia; Castoridae.